Messenger RNA from Pyrus x bretschneideri (Chinese white pear), 2053 nucleotides. Its product is annotated as E3 ubiquitin-protein ligase MBR2. Bases 193 to 1845 code for a protein of 550 amino acids. Lineage: Eukaryota; Viridiplantae; Streptophyta; Magnoliopsida; Rosales; Rosaceae. Gene Ontology annotation, molecular function: ubiquitin protein ligase activity. The transcript is spliced from 6 exons. The record is from RefSeq and is a predicted model, not a curated record.
UCAUUCAAUUCACACGGGCCUUUUUGCCUCUCUCUCUCUCUCUCUCUCUCUAAGAGGAAAAGCCUUUUUUCCUUUCUCUCUCUAGAGUUUUAAAAAGCUUGAACUUUUGGCUUCUGGGUAUUGGAAGGAAGCAGAAGAAGAAGGAGAACAAGGAGGAGAAGGAAAUAGAAUUGAAACAUACGACCAACAUACAUGGAUGAGUUUUCGGGUAAAAGAGCUGAGAAUGGACUCAUCUCUAAAAAGGGAUCUGGUCUUGUUUUGAGGGAAACCCCCAAUAGAGACCGCAAUGCUCAGCUCUGUAGCCGACUGGGAUGCAGUGGAAGAUUGAACUCUGUGAAAAGUGCUCAAGUUGAAAAGGCCAAACCUUCAAGGCCAACAUUUCGCUCUUCGUCAAGUGGGAAAGAGAUAAUUGGAAGUUCCUCGAGGUCUUGCGUUGGUGUUGGCAACACAAGAAACUCCAUUGCAGAACCUUAUAAAAAGCUAUCUUCUAAUUUGGAUACUGAUUCAUCUGAAACCAGUAGUGUUCAGGAUGAUCCAGAAGUUUCAGAAAUUGCUCCGCCACCGGGAAAAAUUCAAAGAGGGUUGCACCUUGAAUCUAAAAAUUCUGUGUCUAGUGAAAUCACCUUGAUGGAAGUUGGAAGCUCCGGUGUAGCAUCAAAUACAAGGUCUCGAAGGAGUUUUAAUCAGAGAUCUGGAUUGCGCAGCCCAGAUUCCAUAGUGGGUUCCAGUGUUUCUACGGGACCUAAAAGCACCAUCCAGACACGGGCUAGCACAGCCAGGAAUGGUUUAAGAAGUCUAAGAUGCAGUUCAGUAUCUGACGUUGCCCCAUCCAGUUGUUCAUCAUCAGAUUCAAGCCUUGGUCGGAGAGAGACCAUAAAGAAAAGAACUUCCGAAGGAGAAAGUAGUUCUGCUGCUAAGGGGAAGAAGAUGAAUGGGUCAUCGUCAGCACAAAAUUCCAAUUCUAGCCAUGGCAUCUCAAUUUCUGAUUCAAGAAGAGCUAGAAAUAUGCCUUCUAACAGGGAUAACAAUGGUGUUGCAUCAGUGAGGACUCGGAGAACUGUCACUGGUCACUCGAGGGGAAGGCUGCUUCCUCAUCAAGGAAGUGGAAACAACUCGUCAUCCAAUGGAUUCUCUGCAGUUGGCCCACAUACGUCUCAACCUGAAAUGUCUAUCAACUCAAAUGCUUCUACUUCAUCACAACAGUUAUCUGCUGAAGUUCCUUUAAUUCGGCAGAAUUCUUAUAGCCGGCCAGGUAGUAGCAGUGGUACUUUUCAUGGCAUUCUGCGAGCUGGUGCUUCAGAUGUUGGGUUUUCCCGCUCUCUAAUGAAUCAGGAUGGACUGCGACGCUACAACAUGGAUGGGAUAGCGGAGGUAUUGCUAGCACUCGAGAGAAUUGAACACGAUGAAGAGCUAUCAUUUGAGCAAAUACUUGUUCUCGAGACCAAUUUGUUCCUGAAUAGCCUAAACAUCUACGAUCAUCACAGGGACAUGAGAUUGGAUAUCGACAACAUGACAUAUGAGGAAUUAUUAGCUCUAGAAGAGAGGAUGGGUACUGUCAGCACAGCAUUGCCAGAAGAAGCAUUGUCCGAUUGCCUUAAGAAAAGUAUCUAUCAGUCCACACCCCAAGAAAAUGCAUCCGUAAGCUGCGAUGGGAAGGAGGAUGUCAAAUGCAGUAUCUGCCAGGAAGAGUAUGUGGCUGAAGAUGAAGUUGGAAGAUUGCGCUGCGAGCAUAGCUUUCACAUUGUAUGCGUAAACCAGUGGCUGCGGCUUAAGAAUUGGUGCCCAAUAUGCAAGGCAGCGGCAGCACCAGCAACAGCACCCUCGCCUUCGCCACCCUCCACAUAAUUAAGUCAUUAAAUCAUUUGGAGGAAAGACUUCCUCAUUGUAUCUUUCUUCUUUAUAAAGUUUACCCUUUCCAUGUACAUAUUGAUUCUCUUCCGUCUCGUCUCAUUCAACUAAUAAAUCCAAGCUGUCAGGCUUAAAGCCUGAAUCCGCAUUCACUUGUGGAACUGUGAAUACAUACAAUUAUACAAAGUGGUGCUGUUUCUUCAAA